Messenger RNA from Cuscuta campestris, 1966 nucleotides. The record is from the annotation of a GenBank genome assembly. NCBI's taxonomy places the organism in Eukaryota, Viridiplantae, Streptophyta, Magnoliopsida, Solanales, Convolvulaceae.
AUUUAGAGCAUGUUUUACUUAGAUUUGGAUUUUCACAGAGGGUUAUUAAUCUUCUGUUGGGAAAUUUGAGAUCAACUUUCUUCUCAGUUUUGGUUAAUGGUCAGCCUAAAGGUUUCUUCCCUAUGAAAUGUGGAGUUAAGCAGGGUGAUCCACUGUCUCCUCUUCUUUUUAUUUUGGCCAUGGAGGGAUUUACCAGGCUAUAAAUUUUAAUAAAAGCUAGGUGAUUGUCCAUGAUAAAAUGAGGCAGGAGCACAAAGCCAAGAUUAGAAGCAUCCUUGGCAUCAGAUGUCAUACCAGGGAGUUCACAUACCUUGGUUCUGUCAUUGUUAAGGGAAAGCUCGGGAAGAUCCAUUGCCAAGGGUUGCUCCAGAAGUUUGAGAGGAGAAUUGCAGCUUGGUAUAGUAGAAAGCUAAAUCAGAUGGGGAGAUUGAUUUUGAUCAAAUAUGUGUUGUCAUCCAUUCCUUUACAUAUUUUGGUUGUGCAAGAGAUUCCCAGGUCUAUUGUUAAGUGUCUUCAUAUGCUUAUGGCUAACUUUUUCUGGGGUGCUAGAGAUAUGGGACACAAAUACCAUUGGAGGAAGUGGGAGAAGCUUUGUUUCCCUUUGCUAGAGGGGGGUCUAGGGGUGAGGGAUCUUGGUAAUUGUCAAAGGGCUGCUGCUAUGGACUUGUGGUGGAAGAUCAAGGGAGAGUCAUAUGGUCUGAUGGUGUUUAUUCCUUUGGGAAGGUUUAUGCUCAGUCCUUUGAUCAUAAACCUAAGCAGCUGUCUUGCUGUUAUAUUUGGGAUCAAAGGAAUAUUCACAAAGGAGAUCUCUGGCCUCUGGUGUACAUAUGCUGCAGUAGCUAAAGCUCCCAUUGCAGCCAGGCCUUGGACUUUCCAACAGCAGCUUCUCAGCUGGUGGUUCUCCUUGAAUAAAAACAGCAUUUUGGGCAAUGUUAGGUUAGAGGAGGCUCCAUUAAGGAAAAUGAUGAGAUCAUCAGCAAAGGCUAGUGCUCUAGUGAAGCCUUCAGAGGCUAUGAUGAAGAGUAGAGGGGAUAAUGGGUCACCUUGUUUGAGUCCUCUGGUGGGGGAGAAGGGUUUAGUGGAUUUGCCAUUAAAGUUGAUUGCAAUUCUGGUGUUGGAGACAAUAUUGUUGAUGAGCAUAAUGAACCUGGGACUGAAUCCAAAAGCCUCCAAAAUAUCCUUUAGGGCUAAUGAUUUUGGGAAGGAUAAUGGAGAGUCUGUUGACCAGGAUCUUGGAGAAGGUUUUGCUGACGAAGUUGGAGAGACAGAUGGGUUCAGCAGUGAACAAGUUAUGAAAGAAGUGAAGGGCUUCAUCAGAGAUGUCCUUCCAGGAGGGAAGAAAGGAGUUGUGGGAGGACCAGCAGUUAAGGAAUUUGAAGGGAGAUGGCCCAGAGAAGUUGGUAGAUUGGAUUUUAAGCAAGAUGGGGGAGUGAUCACUGUUACCUCUAGGGAGAUGAAAGGAAUUGAUCUGAAGGUUGAGGUCCUGGAUAGUGGAGUUGUAGAAAAUUCUGUCUAUCCUUCUCCAUACUUUACCAAGGCUUCUGUUCCCAAACCAAAAACGGUGGCAUCUAGCUUCAUGCCUCAGCAGAACGCUGGGCAAUCGAAUGCACCGCUGAAUGCUGGGAGCAACCAGAAUAUCGAGAACCUGCUCGAUGUUGCCAUGCCUGCUUUCAUGGCUGAGUUCCUGCAACACAUGGCGAACGCGCCAAUGUUUCAACUGCCUCCGCCGCCGCAACGACAAAUCACGUUCAAGACCUUGAAGGAGAACAGAGCUGAAGAGUUCCUUGGUGAUUGAGUGGCCGAACCCCAAGUGGCACUCGACUGGAUCGAUCAAGUUUCUAGAGUGCUGAAUGAUCUGAACGUGCCAAUAGGAGAUCACCCAAAGCUGGCCUCUCAACUGCUCCGAAAGGGCGCAUACGAAUGGUGGAAGCGUACCGAUAGUGAGCCAUAAACACCAAAGUCGUGG